Molecule: messenger RNA, 3990 nt
Organism: Dipodomys ordii (Ord's kangaroo rat)
Lineage: Eukaryota; Metazoa; Chordata; Mammalia; Rodentia; Heteromyidae
Gene: Ctc1
Product: CTS telomere maintenance complex component 1
Exons: 23
Coding region: 10-3639 (1209 amino acids)
Biological process (GO): telomere maintenance via telomere lengthening; positive regulation of DNA replication
Cellular component (GO): CST complex
Molecular function (GO): single-stranded DNA binding; telomeric repeat DNA binding
Source: RefSeq, a predicted model, not a curated record
CGGCGCAUCAUGGCGGCCUGUAGGCCUCCAGCUCCUGGCUCCGAAGAAGCUUGGCUUAAGGCUGCCCAGACCUUCAUCCAAGAGACUCUUUGUCCAGCUGGCCAGCAGCCUAAUGUCCGGUUGACUCAGUUGGUACUUGAUUGUGUGAAGACUACCUGGUUGUCCCAGGGGAGGAGCCAGGGCUCUACACUGCCCCUCAGCUACAGCUUCGUCUCAGUACAGAACCUCAGGACCCACCAGCGACUCCCGUGCUGCAGCCACCUGUCCUGGAGCAGUAGUGCAUACCAGCACUGGGCCCAAGGUGCUGAGCCAAAUGGGAGCCCACUACACCGGGAGCGGCUGUUACUUUUAGGGACACUAACAGACUUGUCAGAGGACUUGGAACCAGAAUGCAGGAAUGGAAGCCUCUAUGUGAGAGAUAACACUGGAAUCCUGGACUGUGAGCUCAUAGAUCUAGACCUUUCUUGGUUGGGGCAUCUCUUCCUGUUCCCCAGUUGGAGUUACCUCCCUCCUGCCAAAUGGAGUUCCUCAGGGAAAGGGCACUUGGAGCUCUGGGAUGCCCCGGUGCCAGUGUUCCCUUUGACUAUUACCCCUGGCCCUCUCACACCUAUCCCUGUCCUGUAUCCAGAGAUGGCAUCCUGCCUGCUCAGACACAGAAGCAAGUUCAAAGUUGUGAAGCCAAACCUGGCUGGGAAACUGGUUCAAUUGAGUGCUCUGGUGAGAAGUAAAAAGAAAGCAUAUUUCAUCCUGUCUCUUGGUGAAACGUCCGCAGCCAUCAACCAAACUGUCAGCCGGGUGUCCAUCAUCGUGCAGAUCCCUGCCCAGCUGGUAUGGUACCAAGUCCUUCGGCCUGGUGAGGCCUAUGUGCUGACAGGACUUCGGGCAUCCAAGAUCCGUGGUCACUGUUACUAUAUUUGGACAACCAGUCCUUCCUCUCAUCUGAUGUUGCUGAAACCAGAAAACAUACAGACGCUGGAGCUGGAAGGACCCUUCCCAGAGGCUGACCUCAAUCCAUGUCCCAUGCGCAGCAAAUCCCCAGACAAGAAGGAACAUAAAGGUCUUGUUCGGGAAUCCAAAAUCUUACAUUAUGUGGGAACAGUCACUGGUGUGUUGAAUGAAGCAGCUGGUCUCUAUGAGCUGGACAGGCAGUUAGUACUCUGCCUUGCAUACCAGCAGUUCCACGGCCUCAGGCGGGUGAUGCGACCAGGGGUUCAUUUGGAGCUCCAGGAUGUUCACCUUCUCCAGUCAGUGGGUGGAGGCACAACCAGGCCAGUGCUAGCUCCCUGCCUCCGUGGUGCUGUUCUGCUCCGGGGCUUUUCUCGCCAGAAGCCUGAGACUCAGUCAUCCCUCCAAGUUCACGGGGCCUCUUUAUAUACACAGCUGGUGUGGGAAAAUCAUUUAGGACUUCCCCUUUAUCUGUGGACUACCAAGACGCUGGAGGAACUGGCCUGCAAGCUGUGUCCCCACAUGCUGAGGCACCACCAGUUCCUGCAACGUUCUUCUCCUGGGAACCCCAGCCUGGGACUGCAGCUCCUGGAGCCCUCCCUCCAGCUUCCUCCGUCAGGGAGCCACAUUCGGAAUGCACACAGUGAGAUUCUGGAAGAGCCUCAUGACUGCCCCCUCCAGGAAUAUGCUCAGCUGCAGACUCCCUGCUCUUUCCCCACUCUGGCCAACCUCAGAGAGGAAGCAGAGCGCAGGGCUUGGGCCUCCUUUGAUCCAAAGGCACUUGUGCCCCUGCGGGAUGCUGCCUACCUACCCAGCUGCCAACUCAACCGCUGCCUGGCCUGGUCUUGGCUCAGUCUGCGCCCCUGUACCUUUGACCCUGCCCAGGUUUUACUUGGCGUUCUGGUGGCUUCAUCUCGUAAAGGUUGUCUGCACCUUCGGGACCGAAGUGGUUCUCUGCCCUGUCUGCUCCUGGCCAAGCAUUCACAACCUGUCACUGACCCACAGCUUAUAGGCUGUCUGGUGCGGGCCGAGAGGUUCCAGCUAAUCAUAGAGAGGGAUGUCAGGAGCAACUUCCCUUCCUGGAAGGAACUGGAUAUGGCAGGCUUCAUCCAGAACCAGCAGGCCAGAGUCUAUGUCCAGCUCUUUCUGGAUGAUGCCCUGAUCCUGACUGUGCCCAGACCCACUGUUCAUUCACCUACUCCCUCAGCACCUCCUCACAAAGAGCCCCUUUGCCCAGAGGGAUCCCACAUAAGGCAGAGCCGGCUAUUCUUGCUGUCCCACAAGGAAACCCUCAUGAAGCGGAAUUUUUGUGUCCCACAAGAAACCAGUUCAGAGGUGCCCAAACCUACCCUCAGUUUCCAUGUGUCAGGAAGCUGGCUGGGGGGCACUCAGAGGAACGAGGGCAAUCGAUGGGGCCCCCCUGAUGCUCUGAGAGAUGAGAACAAGGAACAGAAGAUUCUUCUCAUCUUCCUCGGCUCUUCAGUCCGCUGGUUUGAAUUCUUACACCCGGGGCAAGCAUACCGACUCGUGGCUCCUAGUGCCUCUACACCAGCAUUUGAAGCUGAGGGCUCAUCCUGCAUGUCUCAGCGUCCUCUGGAGUUGGCUGGUUGUGUGUCCUGCCUCACUGUACAAGAUGAGUGGACUCUAGAGCUUGAGAGCUCCCAGAACAUGUUGCUGCCUGAGUCCUCGCUCACCCACCUGUUCAGUGACAAGUUCAUCAAUACCUUGGUGUCUUUCUCAGCUGAGAUUCUGUCACGGACACCUUGUGAAUCCCCUCUGGCUCCCGUCUGGAUGAUGAGUGGGAACAAAGAGGCCAUAAGAAGGUGUGUGAAGUUAACGGUAGCUUUACAGACUGCUGACUGUGAAUUUCCCCCUCGCCUGGACAUAUAUAUUGAAGACCCACACUUGCCUCCCCCGCUAGGACUCCUUCCAGGAGCCCAAGUCCACUUUAGCCAGCUGGAAAAAAGGGUUUCCAGAUCCAACAAUGUUUACUGUUGCGUCCGAUCAUCCACCUAUAUUCAGGUCCUGAGUUUUCCAUCAGAAGCCACAAUCAGUGCUCCCCUACCCCACAUCUAUCUGGCUGAACUUCUGAGGGGUGGCCCAGCCCCAUUCCAAGCCAUUGCUUCUUGCCAUGUGGUUUUUAUCAUCAGCCUUCAGCUCCUGUGGGUGUGUGCUCAUUGUACCAGUGUCUGCCUCCAGGGAAGGUGCAGUGGGCAAGAUGUUGCCUGCCCCACGCAGGCAUCUGUCAGCCAGGCCAGUAUCAGGCUCCUGGUAGAGGAUGGGACUGCUGAAGCCAUAGUGACCUGCAGGAAUCAUCAUGUGGCAGAAGCACUCGGGCUGGGUCCUAGUGAGUGGACCUCCCUCCUAGAGUCUGUCCGAGAGCCAGGGAGAGUGGCUUUGCAAUUUACAGGCCCAGGAGCGCAACUGGAGUCUUCAGCCUCCAUCCAUGAGCCCUUGACCCUCUUCCUCCGGACACUUUGCACCAGCCCCUCCGUCCUCCGCUCCAUUGUGCUUUCAUUUGAGCUUGAGAAGAAACCCUCUAAUAUCACUCCACUAGAAUCUUCCCGGCUACAGCGGUUCCAAUGUGGAGAGCUCCCGCUCCUGACUCGGGUGAAUCCCAGGCUCCAACUAGUCUGCCUUUCUAUCCAGGAGCCAGAGCACCCCAGUUUUCUGGGGGCCUUCACUUCUUCCUGAACUUCAAAUGGCCUCAAAGUGCUUCCUGCCUUACUGAAAAUCUUGUGGCCUGGAUUCUGGCUCUUUCUCCCAUGUUGUGGCCUCUUGUUUCUUUACAAUGGACCCCAGAUCCGUGGAUUCACAAACUGCUAUCUCACCGUAGUUUUUAAUUAUGGUGCCAGCCUGACUUGGGGACGUAGUUGUUUCUACAUUUUUUCCUCUGGUUGGGGGGUCAAGGUACCUGCACUCACAGAUGACCCUGUACACCUGGAUUUUGCCUUGUGGCAGGAGUUAGAACAACGAAAGACUUGUCUCUUGUGAGGGUGCUGGUGCCAGGCCCUUUGGCCUACAAUAGAGCUCUUCUGGGACAUU